AUGGCGCUUUCUUCAUUCAACCCCCCGCUGUGGUUUACAGCUAUGCAGAUAUUUCGAGGCCUCAGGAAAGUGUACCCAUACUACUUCACGUUCACAACAUUCACCAAAGGAAGGUGGGUCGGCGAGAAAAUACUCGACGUGUUUGCCCGGGAAUUCAGGGCCCAUCCGGCAGCUGAGUACGAACGGUGCAUCCGAGCGGGGACCCUCACCGUCAACUACGAGAGAGUGGACCCAGACUACAGAUUGAAGCACAAUGACCUUCUAGCAAACGUUGUUCAUAGGUAA
Molecule: messenger RNA, 285 nt
Organism: Spodoptera exigua (beet armyworm)
Lineage: Eukaryota; Metazoa; Arthropoda; Insecta; Lepidoptera; Noctuidae
Source: the annotation of a GenBank genome assembly